AUGGAUCCUGUCCCAUAUGUCGACUUUGUCCCAUACGUGCCGCAAAGGUAUCACUGCCACCAAGGCGACAUUCCGGACCAAUCAGUCAAAGAGUUUGCUCCAUUUCCGCCUCCAGGAUAUCCGUUGGACUUCGGCGGUUUGGAGGCGCUGCACAAGUUAACAUACUCUUCUCUCAACACCAUCAUCCCUUUGAAAGAAGAUAUUGCGAACAGAUUGCUUCUUAGAAUUGUUGGGACACCUUUUGAUACACUGCAUCGGGUCGACCAUAUGGAGAACUUCCGCUGUCUCACUAGAGACUCGAACAACAAGGCCGUCUACGGCCCCUGGGAUAGAAGCAAUGUAGCGGAGAUAGGGGUCAACAAGUGCCUGGUCGGUGUCACCAUCCCUUGGUAUAUUAUUAAGAUGCCACCACUCGGUAAGCGCAAAGAAAACGCGAGGGUCCUCGUUCGUCCUUGGUUCGGAGAGACUGAUCCUUAUUGGCAUGAUCCAAUUCCACCACCGCAGCUGGCGGAGGUGUACGAUCACUACAAACGCCUGCGCAAUUGCCUCGUGGCGGAGAAAUUACAGGGACAUCGAAGAUGGGUGUGGAGCCUUGCUACGAUUGUGGCACAGCCCCUUGGGCACACCAAUCGUAGUCAAGUACAAGCCUGGCUCUCUAGCGGCGGAGCAGUACGGGAGGGUGAUAACCUCACCGGGCUCAAUCCUUGA
Messenger RNA from Heterobasidion irregulare TC 32-1, 708 nucleotides. RefSeq lists its product as uncharacterized. The transcript is spliced from 6 exons. The coding region runs from base 1 to 708 and encodes 235 amino acids. The record is from RefSeq and is a predicted model, not a curated record. Lineage: Eukaryota; Fungi; Basidiomycota; Agaricomycetes; Russulales; Bondarzewiaceae.